AUGAGAUGUCAUAAUAAAGGUCGCAAUUGCGUCUACGAAAGCGAAAAGUCCCACCCAGGACCAAUAAACGAUGAAGCCCGCUCAGCACUGGAUCCGCCAGCUGCUCUUGUGUUCCAAGGUGCCGCUGAAGUGCCCCUGAUGAAUCAGCAACCAUCAGAAAAUAAUGUCUCGGAAUUGGAUUUACAUGGCUCAUUUGAUAUACCUGACAAUACUGUUGGUUUCUCGGGAAAUGUUGGCGAGUCCUUCGCAGCAUUCGAGAUGGGACUCGAGUUACCUUGGCUUUUCCCCCACGAUGACCCUUUUUACGAUAGUCCUCUAGUCAAUCUGCAACCGCAUUUCGAUCCGACCUCAUAUUAUGGCUAUCUCCAUGCCUCCUCUAUUACACCCCCGGGAGCGACUCGGGGAACGACCCAGAAUUAUAGACAGGGUGGUUCCAACUUACAGCGCGGUCGUGAGGAUCAGUCCGAAAUGAUCUCGCCUUCGCCUCGUGGGCAGCAGCAACUGGGUCGGUCGCAAGGUGCGACACCCAGCGUGCACUCGAUCAUUAGUCCUACAGACGAUGACAUAACUAUGGCUGAGAGCUUUUGCCACGUUAGGAUGCCGCUGGAGACAGCCUAUAAUGCCAUACUUGCAUUCUACAAAGAGCAGUCUAAGGGUCGCUCUAAUAACCUUCUGUUUCCUCAGUUGUCUGUCUUUGACUCGUUUAUUCAACUCUACUAUGAAUACUUUGACAAUCAGUUGCCGUUCAUUCACCCGUCGCUGCUGGAGCAGGAGGACAUACCGUGGAUCCUUAUUCUGGCUGUUGCAUCAGUCGGUUCUCAGUACACGAAACUGACUAAACGAGCUCAAUAUUCGUCUAUGCUGACCCUUUUGAGAUUGUCUCUUCCACUUGAUGCGCUGAAAGCUCAGAGAUACGAUACGCUGAUCUUAGCACAAUGUGUUCUGCUUGCUGUCACCAAUCUCAUGUUCACAGGAUUCGACAAUGUCAUCAAUCUGCAGAUCUACCGUAGCUGGCUCGCUACAUUGAUUCGACCAUUUCUCUCCCAUAAUACAUCAAAAGCCUCAUUGUUAUCUCCUGAAGUCACGACGGCUAAAACUCAUGGCCGGUGGCAUUCAUGGCCUGCCGAAGUUGUGGAUUGCAUGUGCUUCAUCUUCAUGGGGAUGCAGCCUAGCUUCGCCGCACAAGACUAUGAGCAACUGCUUCCAUCCUCCGACGCUAUGUGGAAAUUGCGGAAUAAAGCCGAAUGGAGUAAUAAUCCAGGCUCCUGCAACGGUUUGUCUCGACGCCCCCAAGUUUUCCUAAUUGCCGAGCUGACAAAUAUCGAUUUCACUAGAGUCACCCAGUUUGAAGCAGUUGUUUUCUAUGAAAUGGGCUCUAAACAGUACUUUCUUAAAUUCAGCAGAGUUCAGUAA
This is a messenger RNA of Penicillium riverlandense, 1413 nucleotides long. RefSeq lists its product as uncharacterized. Gene Ontology annotation, biological process: DNA-templated transcription. Gene Ontology annotation, molecular function: DNA binding; zinc ion binding. The record is from RefSeq and is a predicted model, not a curated record. Lineage: Eukaryota; Fungi; Ascomycota; Eurotiomycetes; Eurotiales; Aspergillaceae. The transcript has 3 exons. The coding region runs from base 1 to 1413 and encodes 470 amino acids.